AUGUAUCACGAUGAAAAUAAAUUAUUUUUAUACUUUCAUAGUCAUCCUCAUUCAAUGAAGUUUAUCGCAAUUUUUCGACAGUUCUCAUUAAAAUCACUAUAUCAUUCGCUACAUCGAAAAUUCGUUAAACUAAAUCUUUUCAAUUCGCAAUCAACAGAUUUAACAACUGUUCACCGUGAGAUUCUCUCUACUCGUUUAUAUCUUGUGGUAUUGCUUAUCUCAGUUUUCACUCUUACACUCUAUACAUCUAUUAAUGGAUUAAUCAAAGAGAAAAUCGUACAUUCACCAAGUUUAGCUGUAUACAAAAGACUUCAAAAGCAAUAUCCAGACACAUUACAAUGUCCAUGUACAAAACUUGCACUACCUUAUGGAACAUUCGUUAAUGUUGCACCAUUAUUUCAUCAAGUUUGUUCCAGUGACUUUAUUUCUCAAUCGUGGAUUGAUUUUACUUUUAAAACUAAUACAACAUUCAUCUGGCCAAUGGAUGUACGAACUAGUUUAAGUGCUAUGUGCCAAUUACUUGCUGCAGUUUGUUAUAGCUCAACAAAAAUAAUUUCUGAUACACUCAAUGACUUCUCACAUUUGCCAUUAAUCAAUUCAAUGAUCUUACCUGAAGAUAUACUGUUAAUAAAGACAAGCACUGCUCUUGAUCUAACAAUUCAAAUGAUAUCAAAUAGUCCCAUGAAACUCUUAUCGACUUUUAAAAAAAUCUCUAUAGCCAACGGAUUAGUAACAGGCCUCUCAACUAACUAUGUUCUACGUACAUUUAACUAUCGACCAGGUGGAAAAGCACAGUCUGUAAUACCAGCAGUCGUCAGAUACAUAGCGCAAGGAUCGAAUACAACUUGUACUUGUAUGCAUGAAGGAACUUGUCCUAUACCUGGAAGUUUCUAUCUAUAUGAUAUGUGGGAAACAAGUGGUCUCUAUGAUCUUAAUAAAAUUAUUCCGAAUCAAACAUUAUCUGGUAUUGUAGUUGAUUGCACACCACUUCAAAUGGUCUUUGCUUCAUCAUUAGAAUGUUUCUACAAUCAAUCAUGUGUUGAUCUUAUUCUCUCUAUGUAUUCACAAUAUAUCAAUAUUUCAAUACUUAAUCAAGUCGUACCAAGUCGUUUUAUGACGACAACAAAUAUUAAAUUUCUCAUUGAAAAUCUUUUCAUUGAACAAAUUUUCAAUGAAACUCUAUACGAUUCUUAUUAUAAACAAUGUGCUCCAAUACAUUGUAGCUAUACUUAUUCGAACAAAUUUGAUUGGAUCUAUGUUAUUACAAUUUUAAUGUCUCUUUACGGAGGACUCAAUGUAGCAUUGCGUAUGAUUAUUCCUUCUGUAAUUGAUCUUAUCUUAUUCAUCAAGAGAACACGAUGUUGUAUGAAAAAUAAAUCUCAAUAUAAUGAAAGCAUAUCAAUUAAAACUCGAUUUAUACAAUGUUUUGCUAAAGUCAAAGCAAACAUCAUAAAAUUCAAUUUAUUCAACAAUCGUUCACAAGAUCAACGUCAAAUUCGACAGGGUCGAUUAACAACUAGGCUUUAUCUGAUAUUUUUACUUAGUACACUUAUUGUUCUCAUAGUUCACACAUCUUUCUCGAUGCAAACAAUCAAUACAACUAUUAUAUCACCAUCUCAAGAACAAUAUGAACAAUUAGAACAACAAUAUUCAAAUACAUUACAAUGUCCGUGUACUGUUGUAGCAAUUCCAUACAAAGAAUUCAUUCAUGUUACUCCUAUGUAUCAUCAAUUAUGUACAAGUGAUUUUAUUCGAGCAUUUGGGUAUGAUAGUUUUCCUGUGUCGGAGUAUGGACAAUGGACUAAUAUUCACUUCGCUGGUUCAUCUCACGUUCGAACAUUGACUGCUUUAUGUGAUUUAGCAAAUUUAACGAUUAUUGAUGAAACUAGUCGUUUUUACUCAACAAUGUUUAUUAAUGCUCAAGUUAUUUCACAUGAUCUGUUCGCUUCAAAGGCACAUGCAUUCAUCGACAGAUUCUUCAAUUCGACACGAGCUGCAUUCUCUAAUAGAAUGUUACUAAUCAAUACAGUUAUUCAUGUCAAUCAGUAUAUUACUGGAUUAAGAACAAAUUUUGAAUUAGAUCUAGAAACUGAAUAUCCUCUACUCGAUCCAUCUCAAUUGAAUCGUAUAAGAAUCAUCACGUCUAGUAGAUACGAAAUUAUUAAUCAUAAAAUGGUUUAUUGUGCUCGAAAUGCUUCACUAAUGCUUUGGGGUGAAUCCACGAAUAUGUUAAUUGCAGGAUUACGUAUCGAUUGUUGGAUAGUCAACUCUGUAUUGGAAUCAACACUUACAUGCUGGUAUAAUUCCAGUUGCAUUGAUCAAUUACGAAAGCUGUUAGCUGAUAAUGAUCUUUUUCUAAAGACAAAUAUAACUGCACUUAAUAAUAAAGUAUCCAGUCGUUUUCCAACAAACGUCCGUGUCAAAGUCAUUGUUGAUGAAAUAAUGGUUGAAAAAUGGAAUUAUUCAAUAUCUUAUACUGAUUUUUAUCAUAAAUGUCGACCUGCAUAUUGUUCAUUUAGUUAUCAAAAAAGAAUGAAUGUACUAUAUAUUAUCAUCACAUUGAUUGCUCUUUUUGGUGGUCUUAAUAUUGUUUCUUGGCUCAUAAUUCCUUCUCCGUUAAAGCUUCUUCUCAAGCGUAUCAGUCGAAUUCAUUCAAAGAACUCUUUGCCAACAUGUAGUACUCAAGUAACAAAUAAUCGUGAGUAA
Molecule: messenger RNA, 2706 nt
Organism: Adineta steineri
Lineage: Eukaryota; Metazoa; Rotifera; Eurotatoria; Adinetida; Adinetidae
Source: the annotation of a GenBank genome assembly